CCUCAGCCGCAGGUGGUGAGUGUUUGCGGCUGUGGACGUGAGCACUCGGCGUGGGUGUGUGCGUGUGUGUGUGUGUGUGAGUGCCGCACGAGACGACCAGCUGGUGGUGGUUGUGACGUCAUCAUAACUUGUUGACGAGCGAUCAGCUGGUGCGGACCACGUGCUCCUUCUAACCCAUUUGGUUGGAUGAAUAAGUCAAACUCAUCCACAAGAAACAAAUACUUGGAUAGUUUCCCGGGUGUUAAUUGAGCCAUUCUAAGUGGAGAGAGAUAGGUAGUUAACUAUCCUUUCUUCGUCGGUUUUUAAAGUAAAACACAUAACAAGCAAUACACAUUUCCUGGAUUUUUAGAAUGAUGUCAUUCUGGCCGUAGACAUUCCCAGUGUUUAAACACGUUUUGAAAUGCAUUUGUAAACUCCCAUCAAACAACUACUGAACUACCGAAUAAGCAACGCCAUUCGCACGCUAAGACUAUCCUUCAGAUCAAACAAGAAUUACGUUAUUAUCGACAAACCGAAAUUAACAGUGAAGACAAUUUGACAUGAUAUAAAAAAAUUAGAAAAUAUAAAAGAACACAAAAUAUUUUUAUAAACACUUAACUGAAAGAGGAAUGAAGACUGAAAACUAAUGAAGGAAAAUUGUCAACAAAUUCAAUAUCAUUUAAGGCAAUAUACAUAAAACAGCGAUUUUUAAGUUAAGCAAAUUUAGCAUGAAGAAACAAUGAAAAAAAGACUUGAAAACCAACAUUCUGAAUCUACGAAUUUAAGCUAAAAAACACACACACACACACACACAUAUACUGGCUCCAAGAAAAGACUAAAAACAACACAAUUAUUUAAAGUCUGAGAAAAUGAAGUCUAUAAAACAGGUUUCAAUCCAACUGAAAAUGAAGACCUUGAUCAUUGAAAAGUUCAGGUUGUGUCAGUAACUGAGGAAACCCUUGAUUCAAGGUCACAGUUGUGGAGAACUACCAGAAAGUCCUCUAAGGGCGAAGAAACACACGUUAAUCUUCAAGGGUGUGGAAAGGUUUAAGACAAGAGUCAAACAAGAAACAUUCAGGUUAAUAUAAUUUUCCGCCUUGACUGCCAUUAAAGCAAUUGCUGUGUGGACCCCACGACCCCACGACCCCUCCGACCCCACGACCUCCCCCCCCCCGACCCCCUAUUGACCUUGGGGCUUUCUGUCCUUCAUCUCAUCCAUCUCUAUUCCUUCUUCGAUCUUCCCUCCUCUCUCCCUGCACAUAUUUCCUUCUAUCCCUCCCACUCUUUCCCAUACCUCCCUCUCUCUCUCUCUCUCUCUCUCUCUCUCUCUCUCUCUCUCUCUCUCUCUCUCUCUCUCUCUCUCUCUCUCUCUCUCUCUCUCUCUCUCUCUCUCUCUCUCUCUCUCUCUCCUCGCUGUGUUUCCCCUCCCCCCAAGACACCGCCAUGUUCCCGGAUAUGACCGUGGGUGACUUCAUUAACGUGGGCGGCUUCGGAGUGGGCGAGCGGGCGUGGGCGGAACUCAUGGGCGGCAUGGGCGGCGAGCCAGCUGGUGACCUGAUUCGAACAGGAGCCCCGAACGUGGUGUGCUCUGUGCUGCCCGCCCACUGGCGCUCUAACAAGACGCUUCCCAGUGCCUUCAGAGUGGUGGCGCUAGGGGCCGUGCAGGACGGGACGCUGGUCACCAUCAGAGCCGGUAAUGACGAGAACUGCUGCGCGGAGAUUCGCAAUAACUCCACCAUCAUGAAGAACCAGGUGGCCAAGUUCAACGACCUUCGCUUCGUCGGGAGAUCCGGCAGAGGCAAGAGCUUCCUGCUGACCAUCACCAUCAGCACUACGCCCCCUCAAGUCGCCACCUACACCAAGGCCAUCAAGGUGACGGUUGAUGGGCCCCGGGAACCUCGCUCCAAAACCCCGGUGAGUGGCGACGCUGACGACAGUAGCGACAAGUGGCAAGUGAAUGGGCGAGAAAGAGGGUGA
Procambarus clarkii (red swamp crayfish) is the source of this 1956-nucleotide messenger RNA. The record is from RefSeq and is a predicted model, not a curated record. NCBI's taxonomy places the organism in Eukaryota, Metazoa, Arthropoda, Malacostraca, Decapoda, Cambaridae.